This is a messenger RNA of Strongyloides ratti, 2943 nucleotides long. Its product is annotated as SWI/SNF-related matrix-associated actin-dependent regulator of chromatin subfamily A member 5. Bases 1 to 2943 code for a protein of 980 amino acids. The record is from RefSeq and is a predicted model, not a curated record. Gene Ontology annotation, cellular component: nucleus; chromatin. NCBI's taxonomy places the organism in Eukaryota, Metazoa, Nematoda, Chromadorea, Rhabditida, Strongyloididae. Gene Ontology annotation, biological process: regulation of transcription by RNA polymerase II; nucleosome organization. The transcript is spliced from 4 exons. Gene Ontology annotation, molecular function: ATP-dependent chromatin remodeler activity; DNA binding; ATP binding.
AUGAUGGUUGUUGAGGAGAUGGAUGUUUCUGAACCUCAAAAUGAACCUAAAAUUGAUAAAGAUGAUGAUGACUACAUUGAUCCUUCAGAAAAAGAGACAGUUAAAAAUAAAACCUCUUCCGGGUUAAGCGAUAUUCCAUCUGACUCAUAUAAAAGAUUUGAAGAUCUUCUACGUAAAACAGAAUCUUUUUCAAAAAAUCUUGAUGUUGGAACUUCUUUAACCCCUUCUAAAAAAACAAAGACAAAAGUUGGUGAUAAUCGUCAUAGAAAGACAGAGAAAGAGGAAGAUGAGGAACUUUUGGCUGCAGAAGAACAAAGUAACUCUGUUUUUAUGUUUACACAAUCACCACCAUUUAUUCAUGGAACUUUAAGAGAUUACCAAAUUAGGGGAGUUAAUUGGUUAAUAAAUCUUCAUCAUAAUGGUAUUAAUGGAAUUUUAGCCGAUGAAAUGGGUCUUGGUAAAACUUUACAGACUAUAUCAUUACUUGGAUAUAUGAAACAUUUUAAAAAAAUUAAUGGACCAUUUCUUGUAAUUGUACCAAAAUCAACAUUACAAAAUUGGAUAAAUGAAAUAAAUAGAUGGUGUCCAACACUAAGAGCAGUUUCUUUGAUUGGUGAUGAAGCUACAAGAAAUACUAUAAUUAAAGAACAAAUUUUAACUAAUGAAUUUGAUAUUGUUGCAACAUCCUAUGAAAUGGUCUUGAAAACAAUUAUUGAUGAAGCUCAUAGAAUUAAAAAUGAAAAAUCAAAACUUUCAGAAAUGGUUAGACAGUUAAAAUCAGUUAAUAGAUUACUUAUUACUGGAACACCAUUGCAAAAUAAUUUACAUGAAUUAUGGGCAUUGCUUAAUUUCUUACUACCCGAUUUAUUUGGUAAUUCAGAGGAUUUUGAUUCCUGGUUUUCAAAUGAAAGUUGUCUUGGAAAUAAUGAAGAAAUUGUUAAAAGACUUCAUAAGGUUCUUCAACCAUUUUUACUAAGAAGAUUAAAAAGUGAUGUAGAAAAAAGUUUACUUCCUAAAAAAGAACUUAAAGUAUAUGUUGGUUUGUCAAAUAUGCAAAGAGAAUGGUAUACUAAAAUUUUAAUGAAAGAAUUAGAUAUUAUAAAUGGAGCUGGAAAAGUUGAAAAAACUAGAAUGAUGAAUAUUUUGAUGCAUUUAAGAAAAUGUUGUAAUCAUCCUUAUCUAUUUGAUGGAGCUGAACCUGGUCCUCCAUAUACUACAGAUAAGCAUCUUGUAGAUAACAGUGGGAAAAUGGUUUUACUUGAUAAAUUAUUGGCCAAAUUAAAAGACCAAGGUUCUCGAGUGCUGAUUUUCUCUCAAAUGUCACGUAUGUUAGAUUUACUGGAAGACUAUUGUUGGUGGAGAGGAUACCAGUAUUGUCGUUUGGAUGGUCAAACUUCUCAUGAUGAUCGUCAACGUUCUAUUGAUGAAUAUAAUGCUCCUGGUUCUGAGAAAUUUAUCUUUAUGCUUACAACAAGAGCAGGAGGUUUAGGAAUUAAUUUAACAACAGCUGAUGUUGUAAUUAUUUACGAUUCAGAUUGGAAUCCUCAAAUGGAUCUUCAAGCUAUGGAUAGAGCUCACCGUAUUGGACAGAAAAAACAAGUACGUGUUUUCAGACUUAUAACUGAAGAUACUGUUGAUGAAAGAAUUAUAGAAAAAGCUGAAAUGAAACUUUAUUUGGACAAUAUUGUAAUACAACAAGGAAGGUUGGCUGAAGCGCAAAAGACACUAGGUAAAGAUGAGAUGCUUAGUAUGAUUAGACAUGGAGCUGAUGCUGUUAUUGCAAGUAAAGAUGCUACAGUCACUGAUGAUGACAUUGAUACAAUACUAGCUAAAGCUGAAGAAAAAACUGAACAAUUAAAUAAUAAAUUAAAACAAUUUGGAGAGAGUAGUUUAAGAAAUAUGACUUUUGAUACAGAAGAAGGGAAAGAGGAUAAUAAGAAGUUUAAUGUAUAUUCAUUUGAAGGUGAGGAUUAUAAAGAGAAACAAAAACAAAAAUCAGGAUUACCUGAAUUUUGGAUUGAACCUCCAAAACGUGAAAGAAAACAAUGUUAUGAAUUAGAUAAAAUUUUCAAUGAUAAUAAAAAAACAAAGAAAUCUAAUAAACCACCUAGAUCAAAAAAUCAACCUGAUAUUAAAGAAUUUCAAUUUUAUCCAAAAAGAUGUUAUCAACUUGUUGAAAAAGAAAAUUUAUACUAUAGAAAAACAAUUGAUUGGAAAGUACCCUUACCAACAAAUAUAUCAAAUCCAAGAGAAGCUUUAAAAAAACAAAAAGCUGAACAAAAGAAAAUAGAUAAUGCUAAACCCCUUACUAAAUCUGAACAAGCAGAGAAAGAACGUCUUUUACAGGAAGGAUUUCCAGCAUGGACUAAGGGAGAAUUUCUUGCUUUUGUUAGAGGAUGUGAAAAGUAUGGAAGAAAGGACAUACAAAGUAUAUCACAGGAUAUUCCAUCAAAAACUUUUAAAGAAGUUGAAGAUUAUAGUAAAACUUUUUGGGUUAAAGUACAUUUAUUAAAAGAUAAAGAUAAGAUAUUGAGUAAUGUUAAGAAAGGAGAAAAUAGAUUGAAGAAAACAAAAGGUGUUCAAAAAGCUAUUGAUAAAGCAAUAAAUGAUAGUGUACAACCACUAGAACAGUUAAACUUAUUUUCAGCUGGUCACAGGCAAAAAUUAUUUUUACCUGAAGAUGAUAGAUUUUUAUUGGUGCAAAUGUCUGAAUUAGGAUGGCAUAAUGAUGCAGCAGCUGAAUUGAUUUGUGAAAAAAUUCGUACAAUACCUAGAUAUAGAUUAGAUUUUAGAAUGUUAUCAAGAACUCCUGAAGACAUAAAAGUUCGUGUAAAUCAACUUCUUAGUGUUAUGGAACGAAAUAUGAAUAAAAAGGCAGAAUGGGUGAAAUUCAAGGAUAUUGCCAAACAAUGUGAAAAGCACUAUGAAGAAAUUAAAGGAUAA